AUGAGAGACCUGGUGUUCCUGUUGGUCCAAGAUGUGUUCUACCAUUCACUGGCACUUGUCGGGGUGACGGCGAAUCUCAUCACCAUCGUGACCCUGUGCCGAGGGAGCUGCGGUCUCGCCGGCUGCACGGUCCGGUACCUGGUGUCUAUGGCCGGGGCGGACCUGCUGGUCAUCAUCUUCUGCGUGGUCCUCAACCACCUGGCCUCGCUCUACUUCCCCUACUCCUUACUCUUGCACUACCGCGUCUGUGCCAUCAACGGCAUCGCGAACGCGGCGGUCGUGGACUCGUCCGUCUGGCUCACCGUGGCUUUUACCUUCGACCGCUUCGUCGCCAUUUGCUGCCCGCGUCUCAAGCCCCACUACUGCACGAAGCGGGCGGCUUUGGUGGCGAUCGUCGCGGUGUGCGCCGUCAGCUACCUGCGAAAUAUCCCGCGCUACUUCACCUACGAGCCGGUUCGCGGACGCGCCCCCUACCCGGUCUGUCGGCUCCGCUAUCUCUGCACCAACACACCCUGGGUCGCCUACCUGUGGGCCGGGACGGUGUUGACGCCCAUGAUCCCUUACGUGACCAUCCUUCUGCUCAACGCCCUGACCGUCCGUCACAUCUUAGUGGCGAGCCGGGCCCGCAAGGGCUUGCGCGGCGCCGGCGUAGGAGCAGGAGGCAAAUCAGCGGAUCCCGAGAUGGAGAACAGGAGGAGGUCCAUCGUUCUUCUCUUCGCCAUCUCGGGCAGCUUCGUAAUGCUGUGGAUGACCAAGGUGGUCAUGUUUGUGAUGGAGGAGAUGCUGUUGGACAUGACUUGGCUGGUCACGGUCACGCAGGCCGGGACCAUGCUGAUGUAUCUCAACUCUUGCAGUAACACCUGCAUCUACGCCCUGACCCAGGCCAAGUUCAGGGAACAGGUGAAACUCACCAUCACCCACCCGUUCCAUUGGCUGCUCGCGUUCAUCACAAACUGA
This is a messenger RNA of Amblyraja radiata (thorny skate), 957 nucleotides long. Its product is annotated as probable G-protein coupled receptor 139. The record is from RefSeq and is a predicted model, not a curated record. Bases 1 to 957 code for a protein of 318 amino acids. Gene Ontology annotation, cellular component: plasma membrane. Lineage: Eukaryota; Metazoa; Chordata; Chondrichthyes; Rajiformes; Rajidae. Gene Ontology annotation, biological process: G protein-coupled receptor signaling pathway. The transcript has 2 exons. Gene Ontology annotation, molecular function: G protein-coupled receptor activity.